CCUGCGAGGUGGGGCGGGCGCUUCCGGUCUGCCGAGCGGGUCGGGGAGCCCGGGUGGCCCGCGUCGUCCGUCCAUGGCGUCUUCGCGAGCGUCGUCCACGCCCGCAAAAACCUCCAGAAUGCCGGAGGAUAACCCCGUCACGGUGGUGAAGAAGGCCCACAUCUUUUACGGCAGUUUGGAAGAGAAGGAGAGGGAGCGCCUUGCCAAGGGGGAGUCUGGAUUGUUGGGGAAAGAAGGUGUUAAAGCAGCAAUCGAGGCAGGAAAUAUUAAUAUAACCACUGGGGAGGUCUUUGAAAUCGAAGAGCACAUCAGCGAGCGGCAGGCUGAAGUGCUGGCCGAGUUUGAGCGCCGGAAGCGGGCCCGGCAGAUCAACGUCUCCACCGAUGACUCGGAAGUCAAGGCUUGCCUGCGAGCCCUCGGCGAGCCCAUCACGCUCUUUGGAGAAGGCCCUGCUGAGAGGAGAGAGAGGUUAAGAAACAUCCUCUCAGUGGUUGGAACCGAUGCCUUAAAAAAGACCAAAAAAGAUGAUGAAAGGUCCAAGAAGUCUCGAGAAGAGUAUCAACAGACCUGGUACCACGAAGGGCCCAAUAGCUUGAAGACUGCCAGGCUCUGGAUCGCCAAUUAUUCGCUGCCCAGGGCAAUGAAACGCUUGGAAGAAGCCCGUCUUCACAAAGAGAUUCCAGAGACAUCUAGGACCUCCCAGAAGCAAGAGCUACACAAAGCCCUUCGGUCCCUGAACAAUUUCUGCAGCCAGAUCGGAGAUGAUCGACCCAUCUCAUACUGUCACUUCAGUCCCAACUCCAAAAUGCUGGCCACUGCUUGCUGGAGCGGGCUGUGCAAGCUCUGGUCCAUUCCCGAUUGCAACCUGAUUCACACGCUGAGAGGGCACAACACGAACGUGGGAGCUGUCGUAUUCCACCCGAAGGCUACCGUCUCUCUGGAUAAGAAAGACGUCAACCUGGCCUCCUGUGCGGCUGACGGGUCGGUGAAGCUCUGGAGCCUGGACAGUGAUGAACCCGUGGCAGACAUUGAAGGCCACACAGUGCGUGUGGCCCGGGUGAUGUGGCAUCCAUCGGGACGUUUCCUUGGCACCACCUGCUACGACCACUCCUGGCGCCUGUGGGACCUGGAGGCCCAGGAGGAGAUCCUACACCAAGAAGGGCACAGCAUGGGUGUGUAUGACAUCGCCUUCCACCAGGAUGGUUCUCUGGCGGGCACUGGGGGGCUGGAUGCGUUUGGCCGGGUCUGGGACCUGCGCACUGGGCGCUGUAUCAUGUUCCUGGAGGGCCACCUGAAAGAAAUCUAUGGCAUCAACUUCUCCCCAAAUGGAUACCACAUCGCAACUGGCAGCGGGGACAACACCUGCAAAGUGUGGGACCUACGGCAGCGGCGCUGUGUGUACACCAUCCCUGCCCACCAGAAUUUGGUCACCGGGGUCAAGUUUGAACCUAUCCAUGGGAAUUUCCUCCUCACCGGAGCCUAUGAUAACACUGCCAAGGUCUGGACGCACCCCGGCUGGUCCCCGCUCAAGACCUUGGCUGGCCACGAGGGCAAAGUGAUGGGCCUAGACAUCUCUCCCGAUGGGCAGCUUAUCGCCACCUGCUCCUACGACCGGACCUUCAAGCUGUGGCUGUCGGAGUAGGCCUGGAGCCCCACCAAUCAGCGGGCUGGUGACCCUGCAGCCCCGCGGGUCCUCUGCAGCCAUCUCUGCCAGACGAAGAGAGCAGGCUGGGGUCCCACGGGUCUUCUUCCCUGGGCAGCGGGUCGGGUCCUGUGCCACCCGACCCCCUCAGGUAGAGGCGACAUGUCUCAUUUGGGGAUGACAGGAGGUGCCCGGGCGUGGACCGUGUCGAGUUUAUUUUUUGUACUUGUUUUGUAAGCAGAUUCUCCCUGCGCCUUUUGUGGGAGUGCCCUAGACACUCCUUCCCUCCGGAACCAGCCCUCGGAAUAGGAACGAGCUUUUCAAUCCCUUCUUAGAGAACCCUUUCCAGCUGAGCCCCUGAAACACACUGGGGAGCUUCCUGGCCUCGGUUGCCACCCUAGGACGGGUCCCAGGGGUGAGGCAGUGUGAGGAUCAGCAUCCUGGCCCCUGGCCUGGCGCCCCAGUAGUUCACCUCCCUGCUUUUGCCUUGGGAGGAAAAGCUCAAGCAGCAGAGCCUAAUUUGCAGUUUUGUAAAACCAUGUAGCCUGCUGUCUUCCGACCUUGGGGCUAGAAGAGGAAAUGGCUGCUGCAGUCAUUGGCCGCCCAUCUUUCUCUCCACGGCUGAGGUGGCUCCCCUGCUCUGGGCUUCCCCUGUUCUGUCUGGUAGGCAGGCACCCGGCAGUCUCCACGUGGCUGACCUGUUAGCUGUAAAGCAGGCAAGAUCUCUCCAUUGGGGCCAGCUGGAAUCCUGAAACGCCUGGCUGAGAGAGAGAAUUUGCUUAUCCUCUUGGUUCAAAACCUGGCUCGAGUGCUCUGUUAACCUGUUGGGGGACUGUUUUCCAAAAUGGAGAGAAAAUGACAAAUUACAGACAGGGCUCCUGAACAAUAAACAGUUGCUCACGUCAUUUGCCA
Messenger RNA from Ornithorhynchus anatinus (platypus), 2554 nucleotides. RefSeq names its product pre-mRNA processing factor 4 (gene PRPF4). Bases 74 to 1642 code for a protein of 522 amino acids. Gene Ontology annotation, molecular function: U4 snRNA binding; U6 snRNA binding; protein binding. The transcript is spliced from 14 exons. The record is from RefSeq and is a predicted model, not a curated record. Gene Ontology annotation, cellular component: U4/U6 x U5 tri-snRNP complex. Lineage: Eukaryota; Metazoa; Chordata; Mammalia; Monotremata; Ornithorhynchidae. Gene Ontology annotation, biological process: mRNA splicing, via spliceosome.